UGCAGGUGGCGUGCAAUUGCGUGAGUGUAUGUAUGUGGGAGUGUGCGUCCCUGCGUGUCACCAACAAGUUGCUAAUAUUUUUUAUUUAAUUUCCUCCAAACGCAUUUAGUAUUUAGUAUUGCGCUGCGGGAGUAAGCCGAGGCUGCGGCGAGUGAAGCAUCUUUUCAGAGGAAAUGAAAAAGACUUUCCACAACAACGGAACUCCGAUGAAGUCGAAAAUAACAAGUUUGCUCCGCGCAGCCUUUGAAAGCAAAGCCGCAUCUCGACGAAUGUCGGCGUGUCUUUCUGUGACAACAGCUAACAGGAGCUAAAGUGUCCCGCUGCUCGUGUCCUUGUCGUGGUCGGCAGUCAGAGUCCCGUGCGCCUUCUUUCUAAACGUGUCAGGCUCAUGUUAAAACCUAACAGUCGUUGACAAGCAGUACGUGAGAGAGGGGACAUGCUGAAGACACUGACCAAGAAGCUAAGAAGACACUCGCUCAACGAGAUGCAUCCUUUCCAACUGAAGAUUUCUUACCAUGGCCGUGGAGAGGGAGGGGAGAGUGACGACUCCGAGGGGGAGAACCAGGAGCUUGCACAGAUUGACAGAGAGAGAUGGAGAAACUGUUGCCUCACACCCUUGGCGACCAGCCAGCAGCACAACCAGGGGCUCCUCUCUCCAGCCCGGUUACGACGCCUUCGCCUCCUCUUAGACGCCAAUGUGGAUCGCCACUCCUCCGAGGAGGAAGAGCUUGAGCGGAUUAGCCGCGGCGACAACAGGAAGUGGCUGUCGGCGCUUCCCCGGCGCCACGGCGACCACCACAGCAGCCCCUCCAGCGACGAGGAGGUGCGCGACCUCUGUGGUUGCAGGUCACCCUCCGCCUCCGCCAGGGCGCUGGGCGAGCCGGCCGGGCGCCUGGCCGCCUCCCCGAGCCCCGUGCUCUUCAGCUCCAGUCCACCGCGUAGCGUCAAGCCCCCCCCCAUGCGCUUUCAGCUGCAGGUGGUGCAGCCGGUGGCGCGGCCCAUCAUUUUGACCCACUUUGACCAGUCAGCACCAUAUAGGAAGUAUCGGCACAGUUAUGGUGGGGAGCCGGGGCGGCCGAGUCUGGAUCUGGAGAAAAUGCAACAGAAAAUGCUGCUGAAAAAGAACUGUGGAGGGAAAACACGGACCAUAAAGAUUCGGAAUGUGACCGGCGGUCGACCUCCACCCAGGUACACCUACGAUCCCUCCAUCUUCGCCUUCCGCUCCUUGAGCGUGGUGCCCCCCUGCAGCCCACUGGCCCCGUCUGAGGACCCUCCCUGCUCGUAAAGGCAGUUCUCCCAGCGCUAGUUCAUCCGCUCUCGUCCUCCUUCUCUUUCCAUUCCCAGACGGGAAUUUCUUUUUUUCCGGCCUCCGUGGCGAGACAGAGAAGCAACCAUUUAUGAAACCGACCGCUAAGACUGGUCAAACUAUUGCACACUCAGGUAAUCCCACCUUAUCCCUUUGAAUCACCGUUCUCCCCCCGUGAAAUCUACGGGAACAUUGGGGGGAUAAAAACGGACCCAAACACAAUACUUCCGCGUUGGCCUCUGAAGAAGAUGCUGUGAUUGGAGCAUCCAGAAACACUCAUGCACAGAGACGUGUUCUGAAACAUUACUUCUGGGUUACAAUGCACGUGAGACAAUCAAGCGGUCCUGGUGUUUCCUCCGUUGAUGUGGCCACUGGACGUCCUGUAAGGUUCUUGGUAACUUCAUACUUUAAACAUGGUACCGUGAGUCAUUGGAUAUUGUGUUACUGAGACAAACGUGGUGGUCAAUCUGAAAAUAGUUCUUUGGAUUGGUCACUGACUAUGCAGGUCACGAUCGUGAAACACGCAUGACCUGCCGAGCUCUGUGGCCAUGUAGGUGUUCUCAAUGAAUUAGUCACUUUAGUCCAGGUCAGAGUGAAGUGCUCGUAUCUUCUCUCCUCGCAUGCAUUCCACUGCUCGUCAGAAAGAGGAAGUGAUGUUUGUGAAUAGUUCGCUGCACAUCUGGCAAAAAGUUACAGGGGUUCUGUUCCGCGUAGCCGACUUGUUGUGUGCCAUUUCUUUUUUUCAAUAUUGUACCUCAUUGCUUUUUUCAGGUAGAAAACCACACUGGUUGUAUCAGAGAUAGUGUUUUUCUAGAGAUAUCUUAAUGCCUUGAAAUCACAUUCCUGUCGCUCGGAAUGAAACUUGAGUUCUGGGCUCCCGACGAGCCAAUCAGUCCGAUAAACGCAACAACCCCUUUAACACCCUGUGGAGGAAAUGCAUUGUGCCUCCUUCACAGCCCAGAGGCUUCCAGAGGGACGCAGAAAUCAUACAAUCUGCACACUAAACACACUUGAACGGUGUAAAGCUGGUCAAUGUCACCACUGUAACCAAGAAUGUAACGUUGUGGCAUGAAUCAAUCAAUAAAUACCCUGUGGCCUCUUGA
Messenger RNA from Gasterosteus aculeatus aculeatus (three-spined stickleback), 2409 nucleotides. RefSeq lists its product as uncharacterized. Lineage: Eukaryota; Metazoa; Chordata; Actinopteri; Perciformes; Gasterosteidae. The record is from RefSeq and is a predicted model, not a curated record.